Messenger RNA from Fimicolochytrium jonesii, 1458 nucleotides. RefSeq lists its product as uncharacterized. Gene Ontology annotation, biological process: vesicle-mediated transport. Bases 1 to 1458 code for a protein of 485 amino acids. The record is from RefSeq and is a predicted model, not a curated record. Gene Ontology annotation, cellular component: intracellular membrane-bounded organelle; Mon1-Ccz1 complex. Lineage: Eukaryota; Fungi; Chytridiomycota; Chytridiomycetes; Spizellomycetales; Powellomycetaceae. The transcript has 10 exons.
AUGGCGGACUGGAAAAAUGAACCACCUUCCCUGGUCUAUCUAGCGAUCUUCAACCCUUCCUUGGCCCCGAAAGACGAAACAGCUCUGGAGCAAAUAUGUCUGUUCCACCCUAAUACAACUCCACAAAACGAAAAGGCUCGUCAAGUCGGGUUAGCUCAGGCCUUGGUGAAUUUCACAAGCACGUUUUCUCCAAAUACACCUUGCGAGACGGUCCACACCCGGAAGCACCGGGUGGUUUUGCUGGAGGCAGAGAAGGGCUAUUGGAUGGUCAUGAAAGUCCGACUUGGUACAAGGACUCGACUGAGGGAUGGGAAGAAAGUGACGGAAUUUUUGGGUUCUGAUAUCAAGGAUAGCAUUUUGAAAGCUGUGCUGCGGCGAUGUGCAAAUACAUUCAAGUUAUUCCAUGGCGGAUUGGAUUAUGUUCGUCAAAAGCGCUCCUUAUCGGCUCUGCGAAACCUCCUAGAAGAAUUCUAUAUUAGCUACCUACAACGCAUAGAUUUUGGAUCACUCGAUUUGCUAUAUGCUCUAAAUGGUAUAAAUUUUGCAUCAUUAUCGAAAACAGCUUAUACCGACAUCGCCUCGUUCAUACACACCUUAAGCGCAACCUUCCCCGAACUGAAGACACCAGUCUUCUUAUGGCAUGACCAACUAGUCUGGAAUGGGCUGCAAAGUUUUGAGGAGCUCCAAACUCUGUACUCGUAUCUCACGGACCCCGCGACUGGACGCGUGUACGAUGGAUUGGUGAACCAGGUCAAGCGGAAAGGCGAGCCGAUCAUAGCGACUCGAAGACCGAGCUUACAGCCUUCAAAGUCGGGACGGACUCGAUCAAUAGCAAGCAAACUGAGACCUAAUCAAAGGUUUUCUGGCUACUUGAUUGGUCCAACGGAUACCACUUCGGACGAUGUAAAUCUACAUAAGACCUUCAUUGACGAUAAAGAGCAUGUGCUCAUUGUAUACCAGUACGACGACGAAUGCACUCUUGUGUUCCCUGUAUUACAUAGUGAGCCCUCAGGAGGAAAUCUUCGGUCCGGCAGCUUCUAUACUCGCUUAGCAGCGUUCUUGCAGCCGAAUCUCAAAGUGCUAGUGCCACUAUUGACGGAAGGUUGGGCUAAGGCAAGAAAUCUGAGCGAGUUUGCAGAUCAGCACUUCCGAUACCUUUACUACAACUCGAUGAACCUUGCGUUCAAAACCUCCAUUGGGAUGUACAAGUCCACAGUACUAAAAUCAGACCUCGUCCAGUGUCUGAACCAAAUGCACGAGGAUUUCGCGAGCGCGUCCGGGCCAGACGCGGUCAACGAGAUUUGUAUGAAGACAUCUUCGGAAGCGUGGAUAGUAGGCAGACGGUCUGGAGACCGCGAGCUGUAUCUGAUAUUUCCGAAGAGUGACAUGGGCUUGGUCGAUGUUGAUGAUGAAGUCAGCAAGUUUACCAUGGCGUACUUCAGUGAUAUACUGCAAUGA